AAUGACCUCCGCGCGACUUUUAGCUCAUUGUCCAUUGUCUGACGGCGAUAUUUCUCAACGUAUCAGCGCCAUCUUGUUUUUGUUAGCAAAGCUUUGAAGCUUUUUCACCCGGUUACGUAAGAACUAAGAAUGCUUAGUAAUAUUGAAAAAAAACGUUAACAAGCAGUUUUAAAAAAGCAAAGGAAUGAAGUAUGAAGAUCCAUGUAGUGUGGUAGAUUUACCACAAGUUAAAAACGGAUAUUGCAAAGCACGAAAUGAGGUUAGUUGAAAAUCUCAAUUUCGCCAUAUAACGUUAUAUGUAGCAUUAUUCAUAGGUUAGGUCAGGUUAGUCGUUCAUUGUUUCUAUAUUUCAUAUUCUUAUAUAACAGCAAAGAAAACUCGUAAUACAAAUAAGGAGAAGGUCUAGACAGGAUGACGAUGCUCGUCGAAUGUCUAGAUAAAGAUCUUCAAUUAAACAUUACAUUUUACAACUCCAUAGCAAGAACACAGCAAAGAUAAUUAUCGAAUAAUUUGACAAUGUGGUCUAAUUUAUUUUAUCAGUUUGUUCAACAAAAGAUAGCAUACCAAGACAAUCUAUCGUUUCUGUAUCGAUAUUGAUAUCGCGAUAUGGAUAGUAUGUGAUGCGAAGGUAACUUAAUGAACGUGAAAUAAUAAUUCCAGAAAUAAUUGCUUAUACAAUUACUGCAAGACCGUAUCCAAAUGUUGAAUUCCAAAACUUCGGCGGAGUUUUUUUUAAUGCAGGGAUACAUUCAGUAUCCAUGUGACUGAAAUCUAGACACAUUCAAUCGCAAAUGGUUAUCAAUCGGCUUUUUUUAUCAGCUUGUAAGAAGGUAUAACAUCUUACGGGUAGACGAAUCUAAAAAUACUUUCCAGACAUUAUUGGACACUAGGAGCCCUUCAACGAUUAUCUAAUCGUCUUACCUUUUUCUCAUAUUUCUCAAAUAUGGGGUGAGCUUACACUUUUCGCCGACUCAUUUAUAAUUUCUUUUUUUUUUUGGGCAACUCCAUCCAGUGGCUCAAAGAUGAUAAGCUGACGAGUUCACGAAUAGCGCAAGAUUAGGUGGCGGCUAAUUGCAUUGAUUAACCCCUAAUGAACACCUGCAUCGGCACGUAUUUGUAUGGUGGGACUGGUAUCUAUCUAAAAUGCGUUUGGGAGGGUUAGUUGUAAAGAUGUCUGGAUGCUCACUGAAAGGCUCGUGUUAUUAUGGUUCUUGUGCAUAAGAAAUGCGUGAUAAAGGCUUGUUUACAUGUGCCAUUGUGUAUGGAUGAAGAACACUAGAUGUAGAAGACUUUAUCAGCUUGAUCUGUAUCAGGUUGCACCACAUGCCCGGUAGGGAUGGCCUUUUAUCAACAAUCCUAACUUUUGGGGAGGUAUUAGUGAGACUGGUACACGAUAAGCCAACGGUUCCACUUCCUUGGUUUGUAUAAAAAUCCGCGAUCAUUCCUCAACGGAAGACAAUUGCCAUUUCGAUAGGAAACGAAACGCGUUUGCACACAAAAAUGUAUCGCAAAGCAGCUGCACUAAUUCUUGGCCUGCUGGCCGUAGCCGUCAGUGGUGAUCUGGCCACCUCGGACCCGCUUUACCAGCAGUGGAAGGGACGUAUCGUUGGUGGAACUUACGCACGGGAUGGAGACUUCCCAUAUCAGGCAUCGUUCCGUACUGCUGACGGUACGCACAUCUGCGGUGGUGCCGUGUUGAAUCAACAGUGGGUCAUUACGGCGGGCUCGUGUAUGGCUGGCCGUGCGACGACGGAUACCCGCGUGGUAGUGGGUGCCUAUCGAUUGAGUCAGGGAGGCUUCAAUCUCGGCCUGCAACGCAUCGUCAUCCAUCCUAACUUUGCUUCGGAAACGUUGGCCAACGAUGUUGCAGUGGUUCGCGUGUCCUCGCCGAUAGUGCUAAGUGACGCUGUUCAGGGCGUGCAGCUUGGUUCUUAUAAUGUUAAUGUGGCAUAUGGAGCCCUCGUAUCUGGUUGGGGCCGUCUUGAGUUCUCCAACCCUCAGUUCCCGGAUAACCUGCAGUACAUUGCGGUGAACAUUAUAUCCCAGCUGGAAUGCCGUGCUCGGUUCGCUGCUCCGUAUGAUGCGCGUAUCUACGAUUCGACUCUGUGCAGUAGCAGUCCUGUUGGUCAGGGAACUUGUCUCGGUGAUGCGGGUAGCCCGCUGGUGCACGGUGCCGAGCUUCAUGGCAUCGUUUCGUGGGGUAUUCCAUGCGGUGAAGGAUAUCCGGAUGUCUACGCUCGUAUCUCAUCCCACCGCGGCUGGAUUCUUGCGCACACUCUCAUUUAAGGCGCAGUUGUAAGUUAUUGUUAAGCAAAUGGAGGUGUAAAAAUUAUGAAAACAAAUUAUUAAAAUUUAAACCCUUGUUUGCGC
Anopheles funestus (African malaria mosquito) is the source of this 2370-nucleotide messenger RNA. Its product is annotated as trypsin delta-like. Bases 1501 to 2286 code for a protein of 261 amino acids. The record is from RefSeq and is a predicted model, not a curated record. Lineage: Eukaryota; Metazoa; Arthropoda; Insecta; Diptera; Culicidae. Gene Ontology annotation, molecular function: serine-type endopeptidase activity. Gene Ontology annotation, biological process: proteolysis. The transcript is spliced from 2 exons.